AUGCUGAUGCAGGACAAAGGGCUGGUUUUAGGAAUGGAUCGAAGCCGAAAGAAAGCCAUCGACAAUCUUCUCGCUAUCAAACAAAAAUUCGGAUAUCAAAGCCUUCAAAUCCGCUAUCUCGAUAUGACCAAAGGCGUGAUGAGUGAAGAAGAAGAGCAGAAACUCUAUAGAGAGGGAGCGGAUUAUCGCAUUCCCGCGGGGAACGACGCGGCCGUUUCGCCAUUGGAGAGUAAAUCGUUCGAGAAGAAACUCCGCCGCAUCAUGAAACAGAAAGAGCGAAAACAAAAACAAAGGGAGCAAAAACAGGGUAAUGCGAGCGUUUCAUCCGUCGAGAAGGAGUCUGCGAUUCCCGCGGAAUUGUGUCACUCUCAGAAAGCGGAACACAACCAGCAGGAGAAACGCCUUCUCGAUUCCACGCUUUCCCUCGCGAUUCCGUUGCCCCUCCAGCACCUUCUUCUCGCCGGGAUAAUCGCGGGGAGUGCGAAGCUCCCCGGCUACCCGCGGGAAAUCUUCGAUCGUGUGCUGCUGGACCCUCCGUGUUCGGCUUUGGGUCUCCGCCCGCGGUUAUUGCACGAAGUGACGAUGAAUGAUUUGAUGGGGUAUCGAAACUACCAGCGCCAGUUUAUCGAAGUGGCGGUGCAGCUGCUGCGUGUGGGGGGAACGCUGGUGUACAGCACGUGCACGAUCGACCCGAUGGAGAAUGAAGAGAACGUGGCGUUUAUUGUGAGGGAGUUUCCGAUGCGGUUGGUGCCGAUUGAGGCGGAAUGGAGAUUUGGGAAGGCAGGGCUGGAGAAUUGUGGGUUGAGCAGAGAGCAAUGCGAGAUGGUGCAGCGGUAUAAUAUGACGGAGAAGUGUAAUUCGAUCGGCUUUUUCGUUAGCAAGUUUGAAAAGACCGCUUCGUAUAGGGGAAGGAAGUAA
Molecule: messenger RNA, 918 nt
Organism: Blastocystis hominis
Lineage: Eukaryota; Bigyra; Opalinata; Blastocystidae
Exons: 5
Coding region: 1-918 (305 amino acids)
Biological process (GO): RNA methylation
Molecular function (GO): methyltransferase activity
Source: RefSeq, a predicted model, not a curated record